Aspergillus heteromorphus CBS 117.55 is the source of this 1549-nucleotide messenger RNA. RefSeq names its product choline-phosphate cytidylyltransferase. Gene Ontology annotation, cellular component: nuclear envelope. Gene Ontology annotation, molecular function: choline-phosphate cytidylyltransferase activity; phosphatidylcholine binding. Gene Ontology annotation, biological process: CDP-choline pathway. The record is from RefSeq and is a predicted model, not a curated record. The annotation marks the transcript as partial. NCBI's taxonomy places the organism in Eukaryota, Fungi, Ascomycota, Eurotiomycetes, Eurotiales, Aspergillaceae. The transcript has 5 exons.
GGCUUGUUGAGGGAUUCACUUCGCCUCUUUCCGUUCUCCUCCCUCCUCCACCGGGACUCUUCGUCUACGUCUUCCUCGCGUCGGUCUUGUCUCACCACACCCGCCCCGUGCUACUACCAUUACGCUACCACUACCAUCGAGUCCCGACCCGACCUCUCCGUCCCUCUCUCUCUCUCUCCUCAACCUCAACCUCCACUUCCUCCUCCUCCUCCCCCUUUUCUGUCCAUCUUUCUUCUCAUCCUCUUCCGACAGAAGUUGAGCUGUGCUCCCUCGGUCAGCCACCAUGUCCUCUCCGCCGUCAUCAGGCAAACGCAAGCGCAGCGGUUCCCAACUUCUCUCCGCCGAUGCCGCCGUGCCGUCCCCGGCCGAACUCCUGCAGCCCUCCUCUCGCGACGCGUCCGGCGAGGAAGGCGACGAGUCCACGGGCUCAGCCAUCCCGGGGCCCACCAAACACAAGAAACAAGCGUCCCUGGACGUGACCUCGGGCAAUGAGGAUCCGGGCGAGCCGUCCGAGACCACUUUGGCCAGCAGUGACAUUGAGAGCCGGAGCAAGAGCCGGCCGGGCUUGCAGGUGGACACGUCGGAGCGGCAGCGGCUGUUGAAGCCGCCAGAGCGCGCGGGCCUACAGGACCCCGUGGGCUAUCACACCAACCCUCCCCCGACGGGACGGCCGGUGCGGGUGUAUGCCGAUGGAGUGUUUGAUUUGUUUCACUUGGGACACCAGCGACAACUAGAACAGGCCAAGCGGGCGUUCCCCGACGUGUAUCUGAUUGUCGGCGUGACGGGGGACGACGAGACGCACAAGCGCAAGGGUCUGACGGUGCUGAGCGGUGCCGAGCGGGCUGAGAGUCUUCGCCAUUGCAAGUGGGUUGACGAAGUGAUCCCCGACUGUCCGUGGAUCGUGACUCCGGAGUUCAUCGACGACCACCAGAUCGACUACGUGGCACAUGACGACCUGCCCUACGGCGCGGAUGAGGGCGACGAUAUCUAUGCCCCGAUCAAGGCCCAGGGCAAGUUCCUGGUCACGCAGCGGACGGAAGGAGUGAGCACGACGGGGAUCAUCACCAGGAUUGUCCGCGACUACGACCGCUACAUCUCCCGGCAAUUCAAGCGGGGAGCGUCGAGACAGGAACUGAACGUGUCAUGGAUCAAGAAGAACGAGCUGGAGGUCAAGCGCCACGUGACGGAGCUCCGGGACAGCAUUCGGAACAACUGGACCACGACCGGACAGGAGUUGGGGCGUGAGCUGCGGCAGUUCUGGCAGAACAGCCGGCCGAACAGCCCGCUGUCGAGCGCGCGAAACAGCGUGGACCUGGGCAGCACACGGAGCGGCGCGCUGGGACGUCCCGAGAGCGUGAUUGGAAACGGCCGGAACGAGCCGGAUUUCGCGACGGGAUACAGCUUGGGGCUGAUUGGCGGCGUUCGCGCAUGGGUGAGUUUUCUCCGCGCGAGCAUGAUGGAGCCGAAGACUAACGAGGGCACAGAUGCGCAGUCGUCGAUCCCUGGUGGGGAGUCGAGCGCCGUCGCCCACGAGCGAGGAAGACCACGA